Molecule: messenger RNA, 2642 nt
Organism: Glossina fuscipes
Lineage: Eukaryota; Metazoa; Arthropoda; Insecta; Diptera; Glossinidae
Gene: Cyp4aa1
Product: probable cytochrome P450 4aa1
Exons: 5
Coding region: 645-2168 (507 amino acids)
Molecular function (GO): heme binding; iron ion binding; monooxygenase activity
Source: RefSeq, a predicted model, not a curated record
UUUUCAAAUAACUUGUAUUGUAAACCUUUCAACUGAGUUUCAUUUCCAUGGAUCCAAUUAGACAAGUCUAACAGCAAUAUUCUCAGGUAUGUCCGGGAGACUUGAGAAGCGUUUCUUGAAUUGUUUGAUUUUCGCGGCUUGUUUGGUAACGAAACUCAUACUGAGGAUAUUGCCCGAGAAUACCAAAUAUAAUAAGCCACAAAGUUUUGAACAAGCAAGCCCAGUUGUGUCCUCUUGGUGGACACGUGGCGUGUCACAAAGUCAAAGUGUGUCUAUAAAUGUUACAAACUAAGCAAUAAACAAUUAUUCUGUCGAUGAUCACUACGAAAAAUGUAAAAACCAUAAAAACCAUUAAUAAAGUUAAACAUUUAACAGGUUACUGCUCCCAGUAAUUGUUCCUACGAAAGUUGCCGAUAAUUUUUAUAAAUACCGGCUGAUUGAAUAUUAUAAACGACAUUACGCUUUAAACCUUUAAUGUGUUAAAAUACGCCUUUGAAAACUUACAGUAUAUGUAAAAGCCGGAAAGAAAAAAAUUGAUUAAAAAAAGAAUUGAGUAAAAUUAGAUAAUAAAAGUUAAAAAUCCUAAAAUCUAAAAAAAAAAAUUGUGUUUUUUCUAUAUAUUAAUGAAAUUAUUUGUAUAAAUCAUGUUGGUGCGCAAAGUGUUCGAAAACGCUUUUAAAUCAGAGCUUUGGGGUUUUGCCGCAGUCUCUCUUCUGGUUUUCAUUGUCUAUGUGCUCAGAAAUUAUUUAAAAUCAAUUAUUCUAGCGCUAAAACUUCCCGGCCCUCCGGCGGUGCCUUUAUUGGGUAAUUGUUUAUUAAUUAAAGAAAAGGAUUUUUUGCGUAACACCGUUAGUACCGCUUUUGGUUUGUACGGUUCAUUGAUACGUGUCUGGGUUCUGUUUUUCCCCUUCUUCUUGGUCCUCCAGCCCGAUGACUUGCAAUUGAUACUCGCUUCAAAAAAGCAUACAAAUAAAACAUUUUUCUAUCGUUUUAUGCACAAUUUCUUGGGUAAUGGAUUAAUAACACGCAAUGGAGAGCAAUGGCACACACAUCGUCGUCUAAUACAACCAACUUUCCAUUUAAGCUUUUUGGAACGUUUCAUUAGUACAUUUGCUGAUGCCUCACAAAGUCUCUUCGAAUCGUUAAAUCCCUUUGAUAAUCAAGAGAUUAACGUAACAAAAUAUGUCAAUAAUUGCGUAUUGGAUAUAUUGAAUGAGGCGGUUUUGGGUAUACCUGUGAAAAAAAAGAAAUACUAUACGGAUAUGGAAAAAUCGCCAUUUAGACAGGGUAAACUUAUUGUGUCGCAACGUUUCUUCAAACCAUGGCUUCUAUUCAAUGGCAUCUAUCGGUUGACAAAGUUAUCGAGCGAAGAGUUGGCGCAGAAUCGUCGUCUAAAUGAGUUUACACGUAAAAUAGUCAAACAACGUCGUGAUUUAAAAGGGAACAACAACAACGAUAACGAGAUGAAAUGCCUGCUGGAUUAUAUGAUUGAGUUAUCGGAUAACAAUCCUCGAGAAUUCACUGAAGAAGAUAUCGUUAACGAAGCUUGCACUUUUAUGUUGGCCGGACAGGAUUCUGUCGGUGCUGCAACAGCCUUCACUUUAUACCUACUGGCUCAAAAUGAUGAUUGUCAGAAAAAGUGUUGGAAUGAAAUUGAACAUAUAUUUGGACAUGAUCAGCGGCCGCCAACUAUGCAGGAUCUACGCGAAAUGCGUUAUUUGGAAAUGUGCAUAAAGGAGUCGUUACGACUGUAUCCCAGUGUACCACUGCUAGCUCGUCAAUUGGGCGAAGAAGUGCGUUUAUCAAAAUACACUUUACCGGCGGGUAGUAAUGUUUUCAUUUGCCCUUACGCUACUCAUCGUUUACCUCAUAUCUAUCCGAAUCCUGAAAAGUUUAUUCCAGAACGUUUCGCUAGCGAAUACAAUGAAGAACGGCAUCCAUAUGCCUACUUGCCUUUCAGUGCAGGUCCCCGAUAUUGCAUCGGUAAUCGUUUUGCUUUAAUGGAAAUGAAAACAAUUAUUUCUCGAUUACUACGCAGUUUCGAUAUACUAAAGGUAGAAAACAAGAGUGAUCUAACAGCUAUUUAUCGUGUAACGUUAAGAGCUUCCGGUGGCUUAUGGGUGCGUUUAAGAUCAAGAGAGUCGAAACUAAUGGUUUACAGUAGUUAAGCCAGGGAGAUAGACUAUAGUUUUAAGUAAUGUAAGUAAAAUUUUAAAAGUUAACUGACAUAAUCAUACCGUGAAUACUGCAUUUUGCUUGUUAAGGUUUAAAAGCCGAUCUGUAUAUAUAUAUAUAUAUAUUGGGCCAGUAUUUUCUCUAUUAUCUCGCGUCAUUUAUUCUGAUUUUUAAGGUAUUUGUUUUUAAAUUUGAAAUUUUUUUUUUCGAGUAUGUAGUAGUUUUUUAUGGACUGACACCUUUAAUCGUAAGGUCUGUAAGUCCAAUGUACAAAUAGUUUAUGUGACGUAUAAAAAACGAUGGAUUAAAGAAAAUUUUUCCUAAACCAUAAACAAGAGCAACUAAGAAAAUUAUAUUCGGUCGUGAACGAAGGUUUUAUACUCAGCACAGUCACCCUAAAAAAGACAAAUAAAAAAUUAUAUGCUCUAAUAAUUCUUGCUCUAUAAUAUGGAGUGGGCGCGGCUGAU